Messenger RNA from Danio rerio (zebrafish), 1032 nucleotides. Lineage: Eukaryota; Metazoa; Chordata; Actinopteri; Cypriniformes; Danionidae. The record is from RefSeq and is a predicted model, not a curated record.
AAGCCAAACCUUGAUGUUCACAUGAGGGUUCACACAGGGGAGAAACCUUACACCUGUGAACAGUGUGGACAGAGUUUUAGUCAAAAACAAAGCUUUAAAUCCCACAUGAGAAUUCAUUCUGGAGAGAGGCCGUACACAUGCCAACAGUGUGGAAAAAGCUUCAGUCAUGCAAGAAACCUGGCAGAGCACAUGAGAAUUCACACUGGAGAGAAGCCUUUCAACUGUAAACAGUGUAGAAAGAGUUUCAGUAAAAAGCCGCACCUGAUUGCUCACAUGAGAGUUCACACUAGGGAGAAACCCUACACCUGCGAACAGUGUGGAACGAGUUUAGGUAAAAAAGAAGACCUUUACAUCCACAUGAGGAUUCACACUGGAGAGAAACCGUACACAUGCACAGAGUGUGGUAAAAGUUUCCCACAUAAAAGCUCACUCAAACACCACAUGAUAAGUCACACUGGAGAGAAGCCGUUUAAAUGUGCUUAGUGUGGAAAGACAACUAAAGCUAGCCUCAAAUGUGCUUAGUGUGGAAUCACAACUAAAGCUAGCCUCAAGAACCACAUGAAUGGUCACUCUGGAACCAUAGUGUUCACAUGUGAUCAGUGUGGAAAGAGUCUCACACGCAAAGACUCCAUUAAGAACCAUAUGAAGACUCACUCAGGAGAGGAUCGUUUUAGAUGCAGUGAGUGUGGAAAGGGCUUUAAUUGUAAAAGAAUCCUCAGCACUCACCUAAAGCUUCACAAUGGAUAACAGAGUCAGCAAAAUUGAGGCCUUGUCCACACAAACACGGGUAUAUUCAAAACGGCAGCUUUUUCAUGUAGUUUGGCUGUUCAUUCAAGUGAAGUUUAUUUAUAAACUACUUUCGAGAGGCUCACAUGCUUAGCAAAAACAUGAUUCACAAAUUAGAUCAUCCUUUGUUAUAAAGCAGUGUCUCACAGACAGUACUUUGUUUAACUUACUUGAAGACAGACAAGUUAACAUCACAGCUGAGGAACUGCACUAUUCAUUGUCUUCAAUAAAGUCUUCUCCAUGUAA